AUGAAGGAAAGAUCUGGCUUGUUCACGCGGAUGUUGCGCCCAUUCACACGUCGCGAUGGCGCUCUUCGACCCUUCCGCUUGUUUUUCGCCGAUCUGACCAUUCUCUCUCGCCGCUACCUCUCCGACUGGACGGUCUUCAAUCAAGUCGUCCUGGCGAGCGGAAUUUUCAUCUUCUUCACCAAUCUCUUACCGGGCAUUACUUUCGCAAGCGACCUGUACGACCUGACGGGGUCCAACUGGGGCACCAUUGAGAUUGUGCUGAGUAUGGGCAUCUGCAAUGCUGUCUUUACUCUGUUCGGACUCCAGCCUUUGACGAUUCUCGGCGUUACCGGAAGCUUCACCAUCCUCGCGGAGUACAUCUACAAGAUGUCCAUCAACUCCUUUCAGGUCGACUUCCUUUCCUUCAUGGCAUGGUCGCUCAUCCAUGCUUGUUGGAUUUUGUGGCUACUUGCCAUAUUCAACGCACACGAAUGGACCAUGUUCUAUGUCAGCGACUUCACCUGCGAGAUCUUCAGCUUCCUCAACACCAUCAUCUACUUCUCCAAGGCUCUGCAGGAGCUACGACGUGGCCACCAAGAAAUGGCCUUUGAUGCCUUCCUCUACUCUGUCGUCGACUGCGUGGGAACAUUCGCCUUGGCGGUGCUUUUGUCUACCGCCGAGAAAUGGAAAUUCUUCCCGAAUCACCUGAAGCUCUGGCUGCGGCAAUAUGCGACCAUAAUUGCCGUUGUGACCUUCGUCGGUAUCGGAUACGUCGGAGACGCAGCAGGGCUUGAAAAGAAUCGGCUUCAAACAAGCAGCGAUCGCCUCGCACCAUCGUCACCCACGCGCACGACUUUCUUCGUGCAAUUUUGGCAACUGCCAGUCACCUAUGCCUUUGUGGCCAUCCUGCCUGGUGCGAUUGUUGCAAUGCUAUUCUUCUUCGACCACGAAAUCAGCACCAUCAUCUGCACGAACAAGCGACGAUACGGUACCCGCAAACCUAGCGGUCUCGCUCUCGAUAUCAUGCUGCUGGGUGUGACCACGGCUCUGUGUGGGCUACUGGGCGUCCCUCCAUCGAACGGUCUUCUGCCGCAGUCACCAUUGCAUUCCGAGAGUCUAUUGCACACCGACAAGGACGAAGAAGAGUUUGAGGAGGACAUCUUGAUCGAUCGAUAUGGCAUCGAGCACCUCGUUCGCAAACCCGUGAGCCGAGUCUACGAGCAGCGGUGGAGCAAGAUGAUCCAGUCUCUGGCGAUCCUAGCCUGCAUCGCACCUCCACUUCAAAAGGUCCUCGGCUUGACACCGAAGAGCGUGCUCGCAGGCCUCUUCAUGUUCAUGGGACAACAGAGUCUCUUCACCAAUCCCAUCCUCUCCCGGACACUGGAUUUGCUCACGCCAGUACGACACCUACCCAAGCUUCCUCCUGGAAUCGCGAGAUAUCGACCUAUCCAUGGGUACACGCUGUUCCAAGUCGUCAUUGCCAUUGCCGUAUUCGUGGUGACACUUACGCCAGCCGCGCCCGGCUUUCCAGUCAUCAUCGCAGCAUUGGUUCCUUUCCGUGUCCUUGUCAUGCCAAAAAUUUGGCACCCAGCGACACUCGCACACUUGGACAAAUGGUCGUGUCGAGACGAGACACGCAAGGAAACGGAAUGCGAGCCGAGCAUGUGUGAGCGUGGAGGAGAAAUUGCGACAGCACCUCUGAUUCCAAGCCUGGUUGCGCUGUCCGACUUCGACGUCGAGCGAAUAUUGGCCCACCAGAGGAGUUCGAUCUCUCACCGGAGGAGCGUCCUUUCCCGCCAAAGGAGCAUCCUCACCCACCAGAGGAGUGUGCUCUCUCGUGAAAGGGGUGAUCAUGUCCUCUCACGCCAGGAGAGCGAGCCGAUGAUGCCGCCUGAGAGAAGUGCCACCACCGAUACGUCUGGACGAGGCAGGCACGGAUCCUAA
Zymoseptoria tritici IPO323 is the source of this 1923-nucleotide messenger RNA. RefSeq lists its product as uncharacterized. The record is from RefSeq and is a predicted model, not a curated record. Lineage: Eukaryota; Fungi; Ascomycota; Dothideomycetes; Mycosphaerellales; Mycosphaerellaceae. Gene Ontology annotation, cellular component: plasma membrane; fungal-type vacuole. The transcript has 3 exons. Gene Ontology annotation, molecular function: borate efflux transmembrane transporter activity; solute:inorganic anion antiporter activity. The coding region runs from base 1 to 1923 and encodes 640 amino acids. Gene Ontology annotation, biological process: transmembrane transport; monoatomic anion transport; borate transport.